Messenger RNA from Diplodia corticola, 876 nucleotides. Its product is annotated as glycosyl hydrolase family 17. NCBI's taxonomy places the organism in Eukaryota, Fungi, Ascomycota, Dothideomycetes, Botryosphaeriales, Botryosphaeriaceae. Gene Ontology annotation, molecular function: 1,3-beta-glucanosyltransferase activity; glucan endo-1,3-beta-D-glucosidase activity. The record is from RefSeq and is a predicted model, not a curated record. Gene Ontology annotation, biological process: cell wall organization; carbohydrate metabolic process. Bases 1 to 876 code for a protein of 291 amino acids. The transcript has a single exon. Gene Ontology annotation, cellular component: fungal-type cell wall; cell surface; extracellular region.
AUGAAGCUCACCAACGCCGCCGUCGUCCUCGCUGGCGCCGCUCCCCUGGCCAGCGCUUUCCGCAAGGGCUUCAACAUCGGCGCCACCAACGCCGAUGGCAGCUGCAAGACCCAGGCGCAGUGGGCCCAGGACUUCAAGGGCAUGAAGAACCUGCCCGGCAACUUCAAGGACGUGCGUGUCUACGCCGCCUCGGACUGCAACACGCUCGAGCUGGCCGUCCCCGCCGCCGUCGCCGCCGACGUGCAGCUCCUGGUCGGCAUCUGGACCGAGGACGACGCCCACUACAGCGCCGAGAAGGCCGCGCUCGAGGCCGCCAUCUCCAAGCACGGCGUCUCGUGGAUCUCGGCCGUCUCGGUCGGCAGCGAGGACCUGUACCGCGGCGACACGACCGCCUCCAAGCUGGCCCAGCAGGUCUACGACGUCCGCGGCAUGAUCUCGCAGGACAAGUACGGCGGCAAGGGCAUCUGGGUCGGCCACGUCGACACGUACAACGCGUGGAACGCCUCGUCGGCCGACCUGAUCCAGGCCGUCGACUUCCUCGGCGUCGACGCCUACCCCUUCUGGCAGGGCGUCACGCCCGACCAGGGCCAGCAGACCUUCCAGGCCGCCCUCGACGACACCCAGGCCUUCAUCGACCAGUACAACCCCGCCGCCCACCUGUGGAUCACCGAGACCGGCUGGCCCACCGCCGGCCCCAACUUCGGCAACUCGGUCGCCAACACGGCCAACGCCAAGACCUUCUGGGACGCCGUCCUGUGCAAGUACGCCGCCCAGUACUCCAUCUGGUGGUACACCCUGCACGACACCUCCACCGAGGCCCAGGACUUCGGUGUUGUUGAUGACAACUUCGGCGCUCUCUUCGACCUCAACUGCUAA